Molecule: messenger RNA, 921 nt
Organism: Protomyces lactucae-debilis
Lineage: Eukaryota; Fungi; Ascomycota; Taphrinomycetes; Taphrinales; Protomycetaceae
Exons: 1
Coding region: 1-921 (306 amino acids)
Source: RefSeq, a predicted model, not a curated record
AUGUUUCAUGCCCUCCAGCGCAUCAAUCUCAGCGCUCUCGUGGUCUUGUUGGUUCUGGUCCUUGCGACUCGUUCUGUUAACCCUUUCAAGGGCAAAAAUAAGGCAGUAUCUGGGGGCGAUGCAGCCGGUGAGCUCAUGUCGAGGGAGCUGGAAUUCAUUCUCUCCACAGAAUUCCCUGUCAUCGAUUCAGAGCAGUGCGAAAAAAGAUGCCGGGAUAUAAUGGAAAAAUACAAAGAGGCUCGCUCGGAGAUCAAAGCUGGUCCCUAUGCUCAUGAUCGAUGCAAUCUUGGUUGGAUGUACUUCGGCUGGCGAUUCUCCUUAGGCAAUUUGCCAUUCGACGUCAGACUGUUCAGCGAUCAGACGAAGGCGUUAGUUGGCGAGCUUCAACAAAUGAACGGAGAAGCAGGCAUCAGACCAAGCGAACCAAGUUCAGUGCAUGGCAAGGGAAAAGAACCGAUGCAUUCCGAGCUCGUUCCCAGAUUCGAAAACAACACGCUGUCGGUCUACAUCGAUAGACUCUGGGAUCAAAUCGAUAGGGCUGUUGAUUGGGUUCGUUUCAAAACUCCAGUUCCAGAACCUGGAAACUUUCCAGCAAUUAAGCCUGCAAUUGGCCAUUGUUCAGCUUUACUUUUUGCCUCGACAGCUUCGUGCUCUACGGCCUCAUCAAGUCAAGCGAACUUACUCCCUCUCAAAUACCUUUUGACAGCAAUCACGGCUCAGUUUUGGCGUGCAAGUGAUAUUGGCAAAGCAAGAAGGGAGGAAGCUCACCAAGCUGCAGAGGCUGAACGUCGCAAAAGAGCAGAAGAGAAGAAGGAUGGCAAACGAGCAGGAGCAAAGAAGGGUAGCAAACCAGCAAAAGAAGACCCGAGGAUGUGUACAUGCGACAUUGGCAUUGUUGUUGAGGAUGCUUUUUGUGAAUGA